AGCAUAUCAAUUUUAGAAUUCAUAACUUCGACAAGUGUAGCUGUGAAAGUGGCUUAAUAAGCAUUUUUAUCUAAUUUCAUAUCAGAAAAUUGUGCUUAAAACGAGAAGUGAUCAGCAAUUGUUUUACUCAUUUUGAGUUUGUACAUUUUGAGGAACAGUUCGAAUAAUUUUAAAAAGUGAAUAAAAAUGGAAGUUUCAUUUAAAAUCAAUGGAAAGUGCUACAAAGUCAGUCCCGCAACUGUUCCAUUGAAUACUUCACUGAACUCAUUCAUCAGAAAUUAUGCAAACUUAAGUGGAACAAAGUUCAUGUGUCUCGAAGGAUUCUGUGGAGUUUGUACUGUAUCCAUGAAGUAUAUGCAUCCAGUGACUAACCAAGAGACAGUUGUUGCUGUAAAUUCUUGCAUGCAGAACGUCUACUCAUGCCAUAACACUGAAAUAACAACAGUUGAAGGAGUUGGCAGCACCAAAAAAGGCCUUCACAAAAUUCAGAAGCAAAUUGUCAAGAAUCAUGGAAUUCAAUGUGGCUACUGCACCCCUGGCAUGGUCAUGAACAUGUAUUCCUUACUAGAGUCCAAAAAUAAUCGAGUAAAAAUGUCCGAAGUUGAAAAUUCAUUCGGUGGCAACUUCUGUCGCUGCACUGGCUAUCGUCCUAUUAUGGAUGCAUUUAAGAGUUUAGCUGUUGAUGGUGGAUGUAGUGAGGAUAUUGAAGAUGCUGAUAAGAUUAAAAUUUGCAGCAAAACUGGCGCAGCUUGUCAAGAAAAAUGUGGAAAGAAGGACGAAAAGUUGAGUUUUGAGUUUGAUGAUUCAACAAAAUGGCAUCGAGUGAUGGAAGUUGAUGAGAUUUUCAAGGUUCUGGAUAAGUUGAAGGAUGAUGAAGGUUACAUGCUAGUUGCUGGAAAUAUUGGACAUGAAGUCUGUAAAGCAUACAAGAAUAUCAAGUCAUACAUUGAUAUUUCAGCUGUUAAGGCACUUAAAUCCUUUAAAUUGACGCAUGAAAGCUUAGAAAUUGGCGCGAAUUCAACAAUCACAGAAGCUAUGGAAAUUUUUAAGCAGGUUUCACAAGAAAACUCCAAUUUUUCAUACUUAUCGAAGGUCUACGACCACUUUGACUUGAUAGCCAACAUCGCAAUCAGGAAUGUCGCUACAAUUGCUGGGAAUUUAGCGAUCAAAAACUUCCAUGACUUCCAGUCUGACAUCUUUGUGGUUCUUCAAGCUUUAGAUGCGACAAUAGAAAUUGCAACGUCCACUGAUGCACGACAAGUUGUCACGAUGACUGAAUUUUUGGAACUCAACAUGAACAAGAAGUUGAUCACAAAAGUCUUAUUGCCAAGCUACGAUCCAGCAACUACCAAAUUCGGAUCAUACAAAAUCAUGCCAAGAUCCCAAAAUAUACCAGCUUAUGUUAAUGCUGCAUUUAUGCUGCAAUUUGAGAAUCAAAAAGUCACAAAAGCUUACAUUUGCUUUGGCGGGAUCAGUGCGACAUUCAAAAGAGCUGAGAACUUGGAGAAGUUCUUAAUCGGCAAAAACAUCGAAGACAAUCAAGUCAUAACUUCAGCUAUUGAGGUUCUUACAAGCGAAGUGACUCCAACACCAACUUUAUUGCCAGUUUCAACAGAAUUUCGUCAAAAUUUGGCAUCUUCACUUUUCUACAAGUUCAUCCUUAGCAUCCUGCCAGAUGACAAAGUCGAUAAAAAAUUCAAAAGUGGUGCUAAGCUCCUCGAUACUGAAAUAUCGACAUCAUCAAGGAACUUUGACAAACAUGACAACAGCACAGUCCUAGGAAAUCCUGUACCUAAUGUUAAGGGUGACAUUCUGUCAACUGGAGAAGCUAAAUUUGCGAAUGACAUGCCAAAAAUGGUAAAUGAGUUGUAUGCAGCAUUUGUGACUGGAAAGAAGGUUAAUGGGAUUAUUAAGGAGAUUGAUGCUAGUGAGGCUUUGAAAAUUCCCGGCGUCACAGCAUUUUACUCAGCCAAAGACAUUCCAGGAAAGAACACAUUCAUGCCUGAGAACUUUUUAUUCGUGUCUGAACCAGAAGAAAUUUUCUGCAGUUCUAAAAUUCUGUUCCAUAAUCAACCAGUUGGCAUCAUAUUAGCUGAUACAUUUGAACUAGCGAAUGAAGCAGCAAAGCUUGUUGUUGUAAAGUUUGAAGACGAUUCGACAGAUACUGAUCAUAAGCUCAUCUUAACCUUCGAUGAUGUCAAGUCAACCCCACCAAACCUAGAACUCGACACAGAUUUCAGCAAAAUCCUUGAAAAUCCACCAAAUCCAACAGAAUUCACUUCAGUGUCUGGAAAGUUCUUCAUCGGCUCUCAAUACCAUUACUACAUGGAGACUCAAACCUGCAUCUGCAUCCCAAAUGAAAAAGGCAUGGAAGUCUAUUCAUCAACACAAUGGAUGGAUGCAGUCCAGACUGUCAUAUCCGAAUCAAUCAACAUGCCAAGAAAUCAAAUCAACAUGUAUGUCUCUAGACUUGGUGGUGGUUUUGGAGGAAAAGUUUCAAGAUCCACUCAAAUUGGUGCUGCAUGUGCUAUUGGUGCUCAUCAUACAAAUCGACCUGUCAGGCUUAUUCAGACAAUGAAGGAUAAUAUGAGCAUUAGUGGAUUAAGAAACCCAAACAUGAACGACUAUGAAGUAAAAUUCGACCAAAAUGGCAAAAUUCUGAUUCUUAAUCACGAAUAUAUUGAAGAUUUUGGAUGUAGCUUCAACGAACCAGUCACAAUGGGUGCUACACCAUUCACAUGUCAUUUGUACGACAGUGAGAAUUACAAUAUUAAAGCUUACAAAGGAAGGACCAACAAGGCAUCAUUCACAUGGUGUAGAGCACCUGGACCACUUGAAGGUGUCGCCAUGAUUGAAAAUACAAUGGAACAUAUCGCAUGGAAGUUAAAGAAGGACCCUGUUGAGGUUAGAAUUGCAAAUUUGCCUGAAGGAAGUGAAAUGAAGAAUCAGUUGGAGCUGUUUGUUAAGGAAUGUGACUACUACAACCGCCUUGCCCAAAUCCAAGCUUUCAACUCAUCAAACCGUUGGACAAAACGUGGCAUAUCAAUAGUCCCAGUCAAAUAUCCAACAGAAUAUUUUGGCAUUCAGCAUGCCUUGGUCUCAAUCUUUUACCGAGAUGGCUCAGUAUCAGUUAAUGUUGGUGGAAUUGAAAUGGGUCAAGGAUUGGUCACCAAAGUCACACAAACAGCUUCACAUGCUCUGAACAUUCCAAUGGAUAAGAUCAAUAUUAAGUGGGUGAAUUCAAUUGCAUCACCAAAUGCGACUGUGUCAGGUGGUAAUAUCACCAGUGAAGCUUCAUGUGAAGCUGUUCGAAGAGCUUGUGAGAUUCUGCACGAACGACUGGAACCAGUCAGAAUUGAGCAUAAAAUUGCAGAAUGGGAAAAGCUGAUUGACAAAGCUUAUGAACUGCAAGUUGACUUGUUAGCUUUUUACAUGUUCAAGCCAUCAGACUUGCCAAAUUAUGACAUUUGGGGCACAACAUGCACAGAAGUUGAAGUUGACAUCCUUACUGGAAACAUUCAAAUUCCACGAGUUGACAUCACGGUUGACUGUGAAAGUGUAAAUCCAGCUAUGGAUAUUGGACAGAUGGAAGGUGGAUUUGUCAUGGGACUUGGAUUGUGGUUGAUGGAAAAAAUCGUCCAUGAUCCAAAAACUGGAGAACUUUUGACUAAUGGAACCUGGAACUACAUCAAUCCAGGUGUCAAAGACAUACCAAAGGACUUUAGAGUCAAUAUCAGAAGACGUGAAGGAAAUGGGGAGAGGAUUGUGAGCUCAAAAGCUGCUGGAGAGCCACCGCUUGUCAUGUCUGUAUCAAUCUUAUUUGCAUUAAGACAAGCUUUGAACUCUGCUCGAAUAGAUUCCGGACUUAAUGAUGAAUAUUUCAUCCUUGGUGGACCAGCGACUGGAGAAGAUCGAUUUUUAAUCGCGAAUACAAAGCCUGAAAUGUUGAGAUUAAAUUGAAAUUUGUUUGUGCUUUAAUUAGACUAAGUUUUUGAAAUCCAAAAUUAUUCUAAUUGAGGAAUUAAAAAUCAUCAAAUGUAAUUUUUUCAAAAAAUAAAUAAUUAUUGAAAUUUUAACAACAAU
Molecule: messenger RNA, 4083 nt
Organism: Chironomus riparius
Lineage: Eukaryota; Metazoa; Arthropoda; Insecta; Diptera; Chironomidae
Source: the annotation of a GenBank genome assembly